Molecule: messenger RNA, 1243 nt
Organism: Rhizopus microsporus ATCC 52813
Lineage: Eukaryota; Fungi; Mucoromycota; Mucoromycetes; Mucorales; Rhizopodaceae
Exons: 6
Coding region: 336-959 (207 amino acids)
Biological process (GO): protein polyubiquitination
Cellular component (GO): nucleus
Molecular function (GO): ubiquitin conjugating enzyme activity
Source: RefSeq, a predicted model, not a curated record
CCCCGCUUCUCUCACUGUCUUUCUAUUCUGAAAAAAAAUAACAGAUGGCUAUUGAAGGGUGAUUACUAUUAGCUAAAACGACGCGUGAGUAUGCGCGCUUGAAUUGAUUUCUAGAAAAAUACUUCUGCCAAUCAAAUACAUUUAUUUCGUGUCGUCUUUAUUUAUUUACAGAGAAAAAAAAAUUUUUUCUUUUGCACAUAUAUUUUUUCACAUUAAAGCACAUUUGAAAUUUCUUCAUUUCAUCUGUUAAAGAAAGGAAUCAAAACAUUCAAGAUUAACCUUUAAAUAAACCUUUUAUACCUAAAGGAUACUAAACUCGUUGACUGUUUUGAAAAAUGAGCAAUACACGUACUACCCGCAGCAAAUCAUCUGUAGUAGAACCUAGUUCAAGCAAUAAUAGCAAUGCUAUUGCUGAAACUACUGCCAACACUGUUACCACUACUACUACGACUAACACUACUCCUACUCCUACAAAGAAAGUAAUAAAGAAAAAGACAGCUGAAAAGACAUUGAGUAGUAGUGCUAAAAGAAUCAAGAAAGAACUUGCUGAAAUCUCACUUGAUCCUCCUUCUAAUUGCAGUGCUGGACCAAAAGGUGAUAAUUUAUAUGAGUGGGUUUCUACAAUUGCUGGUCCAGCUGAUUCCCCAUACGCUGGAGGUAUCUUCUUUUUAGACGUACACUUUCCUCAAGACUAUCCUUUCAAGCCUCCAAAGGUUACAUUUAGAACACGUAUUUACCACUGCAACAUCAAUAGUCAAGGCGCUAUCUGUCUCGAUAUCUUGAAGGAUAACUGGUCACCUGCCUUGACAAUUUCUAAAGUCUUGUUGUCUAUUUGUUCAUUAUUAACUGAUGCUAAUCCACAUGACCCAUUAGUUGGCUCCAUUGCUCAUGAAUACUUGCAUAAUAGAGAAGAACAUGAUAGCACUGCACGUGAAUGGACAAGAAGAUAUGCCUGUUAAUGUAACUUAUACUACGCCCUUUUUUCAUUGCACACACACAAACACAUAUAUAUUCACACAAGAUACAAUGCACUCACAAGAAAUCAUUAAAUAAUUGCACCUCAUCUAUUUUCAUAUACAAAUAAAAAAUAAAAAAACAAUAAAAAAGCCCCAUCCUUUUGUCUCUUUUUAUAUUCCAUUUUUAGAAAAGCAGAGUUUGACACAUUCUAUUCACAACAGCGUUCAAACUAUUUAAAGAUAACAAUUACCGUGACUGCAAAUUCUGAGGGAGACUUUGACGGCAG